ACACUUCUCCGGUAUAGUUCGACGCAAACCGCCGCUCCGCUUGGCUCUCUCUCUCUCUCUCUCUCUCUCUUGCUCUGUCCCUCUCUGACGCAGUGUGUGCGUGUGCCGCAACAAUAAUAAUCGCCGAGAUAUUUCAACAACGUCGUCCCGAGGAUGAGCUGCUCGAGGAGCCGCCGGUAAUACCCGGUGCUCUCUGCUCUGUCCGCAACCUUGAUUCACCAUCGUACAUAUACGUAUACACAGCGUGUGCUCCUUCCCCCCUCCCAACCCUCCUCUCGUCAUCGUCGAAGAAGAGAAGCUUUUCUUUUCGCCAGAGCAAUAAUUACGAUAGAAAAAUAGAGCCGAGCAGUCGUCAGGAUGUUCGGCUACGUCUUCAAGAUCCUCCAGAGUAUCUGGAACCAUGGCAAUCUCGACGACUUUGCCAACCAAGACAUGGCUGCCGUACAGCCGCUCAUAUCCAACGGCAUGUCAAACGGCUUCGGCAAGAAUGACAAGGCGCCAAAUCACACAGUUCCACGAUACGCAGUGGCGAGUGCAACGGGGCUGGAAGGUCCCGAUCAAAUCUUGAGUUCGGACGUUGAUACGACUUGGGAGCCGGACGGUCGAGUCCGGAUAAAACUGGAUAACCCGGCCGACGAGAGUUACGCGCCUAUAUCAGUUCCCGGUCUCUUGAAGCGGGUGGCAAGCAAGUAUCCCGAUCAUCCGGCCUUGAUUUCCAGACCCGGAGUUGACGGACAGAGAACCACCUACAGCUACAAAGAAUACGAGAGCCAAGUAAGGACCGUAGCCAAAGCCUUCCUUCACCUCGGCCUGGAGAGGCACCACAGCGUUUGCAUCCUCGGCUUCAACGCGCCGCAAUGGUUCAUCUCGGACAUCGCGGCUAUCUACGCAGGAGGUUUCGCUGCUGGAAUCUAUACAACGAACUCGCCCGAGGCAUGCCAGUACUGCGCCGAGAGCAGUCGAGCCAAUAUAAUCGUCGUCGAGGACGCCAAGCAGCUCGAGAAGAUACUGGAGAUUAAGAAAAAUCUUCCGAAACUCAAAGCCAUCAUCCAGUACGACGGAAUUCCCAGUACGAAGGAUGUGCUGAGUUGGAACGAACUGUUAGAAAUAGGCCAGAGGCAGUCAGACGAUCAGUUGGAGACUGUGUUGAAGACCAUCGGUAUAAACGAGUGCUGCACGCUUGUAUAUACCUCGGGAACCGUUGGCAAUCCGAAAGCUGUAAUGUUGACCCACGAUAAUCUUCUGACCGACGCUAGAGCUAUCUUGGCAGCCGGCGAUCUGAACAGAGAGGCGCAGGAAACCGUUAUUAGUUUUUUGCCCCUGUCGCACGUGGCUGCACAGGUUGUAGAUAUCUUUACUUGCAUGCUGAUGUCUGCGACCGUCUACUUCGCCGACAAGAACGCCCUGAAGGGCAGCCUCCUCGACACUCUCGUAGCAGCCCGCCCAACCGCCUUUCUUGGUGUUCCGCGAGUGUGGGAGAAGAUAUACGAGAAGAUGCAGGCAGUGGCCCGAAACAACGGACCGAUCAAGACGUGGAUCGCCAACUGGGCCAAGGCUCAGGGUCUGCAGUACAAUCUCGACCGCAUGAACGGUGUCGAGUACAAGUCCUGGAGUUACCUGAUAGCCAAGUGGUUGAUUUUCCGCAAGGUCAAGGCGGCGCUGGGUCUCGACCGCUGCCACGUUUUCGGCACGGCGGCGGCACCCCUCAGUACCGAAGUCAAGAAGUACUUCAUGAGUCUAGACAUAGUCAUCAUCGACGCGUACGGCAUGUCUGAGUGCGCCGGUGCUCAUUCGCUCGGUACCAGCAAUGCUUUCCGACUAGGAAGCGUGGGUCGCGCUCUUCCGGGAUUCCUCACCAAGUUGGACAACGUGGACAACACAGGAGAGGGUGAGAUCUGCAUGGGUGGACGACACGUUUUCAUGGGCUACUUGAACGAACCAGAGAAGAUCAAGGGCACGAAAGACGAGCACAAUUGGCUGCACAGUGGUGACCUUGGCAAGAUUGACAGCGAUGGUUUCUUGUACGUGACGGGAAGAAUCAAGGAACUGGUAAUCACGGCCGGAGGUGAAAAUAUUCCGCCAGUGCAUAUCGAGGAGUUGGUGAAGAAGGAAUGUCCGGCCUUGAGCAACGCCAUGCUCAUUGGAGACAGAAGAAAGUACUUGACUAUGCUAGUCACGCUAAAGACUGAAAUGAAUAUUGACACCGGAGAACCCCUAGAUGCACUAUCUCCAGAUGCUAGGAAGUGGGUAAAGGGCUUGGGAAGCAAAGCAAAAACUUUGUCCGAAGUGCUGCAAACUAAAGACCCACUUAUUUACAAGGGAAUAGAAGAAGCAAUCACCCGAGCGAACGAAAAAGCGAUAAGCAACGCUCAGAGAGUUCAGAAGUUCAGAAUCCUACCCCAUGACUUUUCCGUGCCGACAGGUGAACUGGGACCAACGUUGAAACUCAAGCGAAACGUUGUUGUGAAGCAAUACGCUAAUUUGAUAGAAGACAUGUAUAAAGAAUAACGGGGGAAGCGCUAAAGCAAUUAGCCAACGGAAAAAAACAAUUGUCCAGGGAUCAGAUUCCUCGGCAGAUUCAAUCAAAAGGUGAAUCUAGCUCGUUCGCCAAUCUUAAAGUAACUGUUCCAAAGCGUUAACGAAAAGUCAGGAAUUUAUUAACGAACUCUUUUCUACACACGGCGUCAUCCAUGAUAUCCAUUCGUGUCGCGUCAAACAAUCAACGGUUACCUACUUACGUUGAAAAAAAGUUACUGGCCGUUGAAUAUUUGUGAUACUUUGUAAAUUUAUCUUCUUUAACACGUUUUUUCGUUAUGUUAUGGAAAAAAUCUGUUUUUUUUCUUUACUUUUGAGACUUUUGAAGUUGUUAGAACAGCUCAAAAAGCUCACAAUAAUUUAUUCGAUUAUAUCUUUUCUUUCUGAGCUAUAUCUUUUUCUCGAAUAAGUAAGAUUUACUUAUUUAGCUCUACUUUUGUUACCACUACUAAAUUUGUUGUUAUGAUGUUGUAUAUUUCUAUUAGAAACCUAUCAUUACACUUCUAUGCACUAAACUAGCAAUGUAUCUUGGUGUCAAUGCGAUGUUGAAUCAAUGGUGAUACAAAGUGCGGCAUGUACAUAUUGUGAAUAUGAAAAUAAAAGUGCCUUUUUGCAACUGAAAUUACUAAUGCGUGUAUGAAUGGCAUUAACAAAAUUCAUUUUGCUCAUUGCAUUGCAUGAUUUAUUUUGUUUCUUUCUAUUAAAAUUACUGGUGUUCUUUUUUUGUGGAAAGCAAUCAUAGAAGAUUAUACUUAAUUUCCCAUGUGAUUCGUAAUUAUAUUAUUUGUUAAAUGGUCAUAGUGUAAAAAAUUAUAAUUAUGAAUAUAAGACUGACUGUCUGAAUUAAUUUGGGGACAAUGAGAACACAAAAAUUUGGUAGUUAGAUAAGGUAAAGUUAUAAGAAAAUGUGCAUAAGAAGUUAUCGUUUCUUCUAUAAAAGAGAAAUCGUUAAAUUAGUGAAUUAAGUUUUUACUAUAAAAUAUGUAAAAUAAUAAGAUGACAUUAAGGUGCAACAUUAAGUAGUUUCUAUUUUAAGUCAUAAUACGAAAAUGCUACUUUUUAGUUACAAUAUAUGGAGUUUCGACCGUGCGAAUAUUUGCAAUUGAAACAUUAUUAGUACUUUAAUGACAAUAAUGUAAUGUAAGUUGGUCCAAAGAAUGCUUUGUCUUAGGGAUUUAAAAUCUCUUUACAUUUAUUAAAUAAAUUAAUCAUCAUAAUA
Molecule: messenger RNA, 3754 nt
Organism: Nasonia vitripennis (jewel wasp)
Lineage: Eukaryota; Metazoa; Arthropoda; Insecta; Hymenoptera; Pteromalidae
Gene: bgm
Product: very long-chain-fatty-acid--CoA ligase bubblegum
Exons: 11
Coding region: 358-2508 (716 amino acids)
Cellular component (GO): membrane; endoplasmic reticulum
Molecular function (GO): long-chain fatty acid-CoA ligase activity
Source: RefSeq, a predicted model, not a curated record